AUGGAAGUUACAACUGAUGAUGGCAAUAAUAAUGACAGUUUAGUAAUAAGGGUAAUGGAUCAAGGUGGUUCAUCAGAGAAAACUGAUGAUAAAAAUUGUAUCCGUGGAAUAGUGACUACUCAAAAAAACAGUUCAACAUCGUUGCUACCACCCACUUCAGCAUCGUAUAUUCUUGCAUCAACUUCGAAACAUAAUUUGUGCAGCGUAAUCAGUGCAGCGAUGUCUCAACGAAAUCAAGUCAUAUCUGCGAAAUUUCCAAUCCUUCCCGCCUCAGACAUAUCCCAAAAGAAUUAUACAACUUUCGAUGAGCCUAAAAUAGAUGCUAUUAAUAGUGGAACCGAAAUAGAAAUUAGUGAACAUUUAAAUGUUCUACCUUCGCUAACGUUGAAAAGUCCAGAAAAUCAUGGAAACGACGUCAUGUGGAAUAAUCAGCGCAAAUUAAUAAUGGAUCAAAUCUGUAAAACUUUUGAAAAUGCUGUUUCGUCGGAUAUUUUGGAUGAUAAAAAUGAAUCAUCGUGCAUAUCGCCCAUUCAUCUGAAUCCUGGUAAAUUUACAAGGCUUUUGGAAACGCCGAAAAAAUUUAAAUGGUUUGAAAAAUUUGAACAAGAUCAGGAGAAUGCUUGGAACUGUAGCAGACAAACAGCGAUCAGUCCAUCUGAUUCGAAUUAUAACAAGAAUCUAUAUGCUAUGUUUUCAGAUGGGAAUACUCAACAAGAAACAUUAGUUGCAAAAAAUAUAGAUGCGUUGGAAAGGCCAGAAAUAUUAGACGAUAGUGUACUGCAAGAAUAUCAACAGAUAGUGAUUACCAAUCCUGAAGCUAUAUCGAAUGACAAAGUUCUUGAUGAUCUGAACGUUAACGAUAUUUCUUGGUGCACAUCAUCCACCCUUUCGGAAAACGGUAAUGCACUGACUCCCGAAAAAAUUGAAGAAAAACGAAAUGAAAGUUCCUUCGAAGUGCUUUUAUCAAGCAAUCUUGGCUCCUCAACUGUUCACAAAGUGAACAUUCUUAAUGAAACUGACCCAACAUCAUCUAGUAUUCCACGUUUUUACUAUCCCUGUGGUAUCCCACAUAGUGGAAAAGAAAGUCGCAAGAAUCUGAACGCUGUAAAAGAAUUAUUUUAUAAAUAUAAUGAUCGGGUUGAUUUGUCACACAUGAAGGAAGUUUGUUCAGCAUCUGGACUGUGUGCACUCUGGAAACAACCACUUUAUAAUUGCAUUUCUACUCCAGCUUCAAAUUUUAUUAAUUUCAAUAAAUUUGCAAGUUGGUGGAAAAAAUUUGAAGCGAAUACUCACGAUGAGACAUCGCGUUUUGUUUACAUCUUGACGAGUGGAAAACGGAAUUACCUUAUUGCUGAUGAUUUUAAAGCUCUUGUUCAGGACUUGAUUGAGACAUUACCCUCGCUGAGUUUCUUGAAAGAAGCGGUCGCCUUCCAUCAACCAUAUAUAGAAACAGUGACAGCGCGUAUUUUUUGGGCUGUAUGUCACUCCUGGAAAAAAUAUAUUUCGACAGUAGAAUUGAGGUUAUCAAAUUUAUUGAAGGCAAUUAAAUUGUUAGAAAUAGCAGAGGUUAACGAAGAAUGUGAAAUUUUCAGUUACAAACACUUCUACGUUAUUUACUGUAACUUUUAUAUGUUGGAUAAAGGUGAAAAGAAUUACUUGACACCGUCUGAUCUUUCUUUUUAUUCCAAUAGUGCAUUAACAAAUUUGGUAGUGCAACGCAUCUUUUCUGGAGCUGUAUCGCUGAACAGUUCAAUGAAACAAGCUAUAGAUUAUAUUGCAUUCGUCAAUUUCUUGUUGGCAGAAGUUGAUAAAUGUCAUCCGAAAAGCAUUGAAUAUUGGUUCCGAAUAAUGGAUUUAAAUGGAGACGGUCGCAUUUCGUUUGAUGAAAUGGAGCAAUUUUAUAAUGAAAUAGUGGCGAAUGUUAUCCGUAUGGGUAUGGACGUAAUAACAUUCAAUAAUUUAAUAAAUAUGUUAAAAGAUAUGAUACCAUCACAUUCAUCAACAUAUUUCACAUUAUCCGAUCUCAAGCGAUUUCCUCCAAUGGCACGUUAUUUCUUCAACACUUUUAUCAAUUGGGUAAAGCAUAUUGCCCAAGAAAGUUGCCCACUUGAUAACAGAAACAGAUUCAUACAAGGAAUGGAUCCACAAUUCAGCGAUUGGAAUCGUUUUUGUAAAAUGGAAUACAAAAUAUUAGUAGCAGAUUUAUUGGAUAGUGAGGAGCAAACAACGGUUGGCAGAACUUUGAAUAGUUUGAAUGUAGUAAUGAAGGGAAUAGAUCAUUCCGUUCAUGAGUUAUUCAUGAUUAUCCAGAAAAUAAAUAUUUUUAAUAGGACCAAGUUGUUAAAUUGA
Messenger RNA from Brugia pahangi, 2349 nucleotides. The record is from the annotation of a GenBank genome assembly. Lineage: Eukaryota; Metazoa; Nematoda; Chromadorea; Rhabditida; Onchocercidae.